AUGUUGGACUUUGCAAUUUUUGCUAUAACUUUUCUACUGAUUCUGGUGGGAGCUGUUCUGUAGCUUUACCCGUCUUCCAGCCAGGCAUGUGGCAUUCCUGGCCUUGCUCCAACAGAGGAGAAAGAUGGGAAUCUACAGGAUAUUGUGAACAGUGGCAGUUUACAUGAGUUCCUGGUUAAUCUACAUGAAAGAUUUGGUCCUGUUGCUUCUUUCUGGUUUGGACGAUGGCUUGUUGUGAGUUUUGGAUCGCUUGACCUAUUAAAGCAACACAUCAAUCCAAAUAAAACUUAUGAUCCAUUUCAGAUGAUGUUAAAAUCCCUAUUGGGGUAUCAGUCCGGUGUUAUUGGCGAAGCAGCUGAGAGUCAUGUGCAGAAAAAACUAUAUGAAAAUGGUAUCACUAAGGCCCUAUAUAGCAACUUCAUUGUUAUAAUAAAGCUCUCUGAAGAAUUGUUAGCAAAGUGGGGUACUUAUCCCCAAUCUCAGCAUGUUCCACUGUGCCAGCAUAUGCUUGGAUUUGCGAUGAAGUCUAUUACCCAAAUCGCACUGGGUAGCAGCUUUGAAGAUGAUCGGGAAGUGAUCCGUUUCCGCAGAAAUCAUGAUGCUAUUUGGUCAGAAAUUGGAAAGGGGUUUCUAGAUGGGUCUAUAGAAAGAAGUCCGAGUAGGAAAAAGCAGUAUGAAGAUGCUUUGAUGGAGAUGGAAACAGUGCUGAAGAAAGCUAUAAAGGAGCGCAAGGUAAAGAACCCAGGGAAACAUGUGUUUGUGGACUCCUUACUACAAGGGAAUCUAAGUGACAAGCAAGUUCUUGAAGACAGCAUGAUAUUUUCCCUGGCAGGGUGUGUGAUUACUGCUAACUUGUGUACAUGGGCUAUCUAUUUCUUGACUACCUCAGAGGAGGUUCAAGACAAGCUGCACAAAGAGGUGACCCAAGUUAUUGGAAAGGGACCAAUAACAAUGGAUAAAUUAGAGCAGCUAAGUUACUGUCGGCAGAUUUUGUGCGAAACUGUGCGCACAGCCAGUCUGACACCUAUUUCUGCACGACUGCAGGAGCUGGAAGGAAGAGUCGACCAGAACAUUAUUCCAAAGGAGAUAAGAGGUACUCUUGUGCUGUAUGCCCUUGGUGUUGUGCUCCAGGAUAAUACGGCAUGGCCAUUAGCCUACAGAUUUGAUCCAGAUAGAUUUAAUGAUGAAACUGCAAAGCAGAGCCUUACUUUACUUGGUUUUUCAGGAAGCCAGGAAUGCCCAGAGUUAAGGUUUGCCUACAUGGUUGCAAUGGUGCUUCUUUGUGUCCUUGUAAGAAAGUUGAAUUUACUUCCUGUUAAAGGACAAGUCAUGGAGUCCAAAUAUGAGCUGGUCACAUCACCCAAGGAAGAGGCCUGGAUCACUCUGUCAAAGAGAAGCUGAACCACUUUUGUACUCGAACGGUUGCACCCAUUUCACAAGAAUACCAAAAUACAAUUAUCUCUCAGAAGAUAAGCUUUUUUUAAACAGUUUGGCUACCUGAAGCUUUGCAAAUUAUUACUAAUUUGUCAUAUUUUUUUAAUAGAGCAAGAAGUUGGUGUCUAAUUAUUAAGGCUUCCAUUUUCCAUGUUAAAAAUGAACCCCAUGGUAUUUUAAUGUAAUGUGGUCAUUACAUUUCUUAAAGAAACUUCUACAAAUGCUAAAAAAGGAUUCUAAAUGGCUGAAGAUAACUUUGCAUCUAUUAUGAAUUCUGUACAGGUGCAGAUAACAUACCAGAUUGAUGGGCAUGAAUAUUCUAUGAACAUAUAAGGAGCCGUCAUCCAGUUAUCAGUAGCAGCAAAUCAGCUAUUUAGAGGUCAUUUACUUACUGCAAGUGCAGGUGCGUGGGGCAAAGAUAAAAAAUUCCAUUCAUGGUGCAGAGACACACUCGAAGAUUCGGGAAGAUUUAGUCGCCCAGUGACAAAUCACCUCUUCUUCUGGCGACUAUUCUAAAUCACAGAUGGGAUGGCACUUGGAUCGCUUCAUUUUCCGAAGUCGCCCGAAGUUUCCUUUUGAGGCAACGAUCACCCCGUCGUCAAUUUAGAUUCUAGCCAGCGGGAAGGCAGUUCGGGGAGAUUAGUCGCCCGAAGAAGAGGCGUUCUGUUGCCGGGCGACUAAAUCUCCCCAAAUCUUUGCGCGUGUCUCUGCUCUUAAUAGCACUGGCAUCCAAAGCCACUACUUCUGCUUGUUGCUGCUGCCAUUGUCCCACCUCCUGUUAUGAAUUUUGUGCAAGUGUGUCAAUUGAUGUAGGGAAACCCUGGAGCUGGUGCCACCUCUGAAGGUGGUGGUAGCUCCAGGGUUUUCACUGUGGAAAAACAUACCAUUGUGGUAAUUGCACUAUGCAUACUAUGGAUUGGUAAGUAAAUGAUCCCAUUGGUUGUGUUGCCUGCUGAUUGUGAAAAAAUAUUGGCCUUUUGCUACAUAACUCACUUAGUCCAGUACUAGAACUAAAAUUAAAAGGUGGUCAGUUUGCUUGAAUAAAAUGGUUUAGUAUUUCUCAGCCACCCAACUAAAAAUAGCUGUACGUGCUAUUUCCCAUAUGCUAGUUCUAUCUUUCCAAUUGACUUCCUUGGGUUGUUACCUAUAUUUCCAACUAGACAUAGGCUUUCCCUGAUGACCUUACACCCAGUUAUUUUAGCAGUCUACAUAAGGCAUGAAAAAUCAGAUGUUCAAUCCAGAUAUGUCCACCUCCAGUGCUUCCUAAACAAGCACCUUAACAAGCAUUGUCCAAAAAUUGUUUCCCUCCAUUUGCUAAUGGAGCCUUACUCUGGUUGGAGGAAACUAACAUUUUUUUGAAUGCCCCUGCCAUUUCUAAGCCUCCCACAGCUGGAGGGAUCACCCUAGUGUGGGCAGUCAUGUUGAGCCACAUCUUUGCACAUAAUGAGCGAGUUUCCUGGGGCAUAAUGAUUGAGAGCUGUGAUACUAAUCUCAGUGUCCCAGCAUGGCCGCCCACGCUGGCAGCUCCUUCCCAGUGCAGGUGACUUUGCUCUCCCUUUAAGAUAAGGUUACCAGAUUUUCAAAGUGAAAUACAGGAAAUCUAUAAAAUUCUGGAGCAUGAAGGACAUCACACAAAUUUGUAUUUAGGCCAGGUCUACUUUUAGACCACACCCACUCAAGGUUACAGCUACAGCUUCCAAAAAAAACAGAAUAUGUAUGUAUGUUAUACAGUAGGGCCCUGCUUUUAAACCUGGGAAAAAAUUAAUGUGUCCUUACCAGCACUGGACCAUAAAGAUGCAACGGCAUUUCUGGGAAUACAUACAAUCCUGGUAUGUAAAAGCAGGGUUCUAGUAUACUUUGCUGCUGCCAUCACUGCUACUGUCAUAAUGUUGAUGCUGCCAACAUAAAUGCAACUCCCUACUUCACAGUUGUAGACAGGUGAGUUACAAAAUGGGAGGGGGGAUUCUUGAGCCAAUAGCUGCAGGGGAGGACUUUGUAGAAGGACAUUGUUUUUGUGGAGCAAGGUGAAACCGGGACCAGUGGGAACCUUACCUUAGGGUAACCGUAUACUGGCUAACCCAUCAUAGUAUCCAGCUCAUAUUGAUGCAUAUGCCAGCAUGGUCCAAAAACAGAUGACGCUGUCAGUUCAGGUUGGUCUGUUGCAAUGGACUCCCCAACCUGACAUACAGUUGUGUUCAGAAUAAUAGCAGUGUGUUUUAAAAAAGUGAAAAAAACUCAAAAUCCUUAUAAUAGCUUUUAUUUCCGUACACACAAAUGCAUUGGGAACACUGAACAUUCUAUUCCGACUCAAAUCAUGAAGUAAAAAUAUGCAAUAUUUGGUUUUCCUUUAGAGAAAGUGAAGAAAAGGGAAUAUUAGGCUGUUAAAAAAAUAGCAAUGUCUGCACAAACUCAAACAUUCACUUUAUAAGCUUAAAAAUGUUUCAAGAUUUUGCUUUCCUUUGAAUCACUGAACUGAUAUUUAGUUGUAUAAGUAGUGUUUCUGAGAACUGCUGCACAUCUGUGUUGCAUUGAGUCGACCAACUUCUGGCACCUGUGAACAGGUAUUCCGGCCCAGGAUGAUUGGACUACAUUCCACAAUUCUUCUGCAUUUCUUGGUUUUGCCUCCGAAAUUUUUGAUGUCACCACACAAGUUUUCUAUUGGAUUACAUAACACCCACUUCAAGAGCAUUUCCUCU
Molecule: messenger RNA, 4130 nt
Organism: Xenopus laevis (African clawed frog)
Lineage: Eukaryota; Metazoa; Chordata; Amphibia; Anura; Pipidae
Gene: cyp20a1.S
Product: cytochrome P450 family 20 subfamily A member 1 S homeolog
Exons: 13
Source: RefSeq, a predicted model, not a curated record